Cuscuta epithymum is the source of this 2151-nucleotide messenger RNA. The record is from the annotation of a GenBank genome assembly. NCBI's taxonomy places the organism in Eukaryota, Viridiplantae, Streptophyta, Magnoliopsida, Solanales, Convolvulaceae.
GUAAGAAUGAACUCAUCAUUAUAAAGUUAACUCCCUCCUUUAAUGGAGCUGUGUCAUCACCAUGGCCUCCACAUAUGGAGGGUGAAUUGCUAUUUGUGAAUUGCAAGUUAUUACAGUUUCAAUGAAGGGAGCAAUGUGAGAUUCCCCUUGUCGGUGCUUCUCCACUUUCCAGCUUACAUAAUUGUCCCAAUCACCCAUUUAUUUGUCCGCACUUUUCGCCUUCUUCUUCUCCUCUUCCUCACCUCACUAUCUUUUUCUACUCUUUUUUUGUUAAUUCCAGACACUGAGUGAACUCGGCCGACCCUAAAAAUGCUUUCCCAUUCUUCCUCGGAUCUUCAAACCAUCCAAAAGCCCAAAUCAUUCAACUUCCUCACUUCCUUCCAUUCCCAAAUCUCAGCAAACCCUCGUUUCUGGCUCUUCUCCACCUUCCUCUUCGUCCAAGUAAUCGUCGUCUUCUUCAGCCGGAACUCGCCCCUCUCUUUAACCUGUCAUCCUCAUGCCCAGCCCCAUUUCCCCACCGAGGCCGUCUCGAUACCGACCGUCGCACAUGGCGGAGACGCCGUUUCUCAGCCGCCGGAAGGUGAGGACUGCGAGUACGGUAGGGUUUACGUCUACGACCUGCCGCCCAUGUUCAACAAGGAUUUGAUUUUGAAGAACUGUACGGAUUUGGAUCCGUGGAAUUGGCAGUGUGGGCUGAACAUCAACGCCGGAUACGGGAAGAGGACGAGGGAUUUAGCCCGGAUCUUGCCGAUGAAUGUCGCGACGGCGUGGUAUCAGACGAAUCAGUUCUCGUCCGAGGUGAUUUAUCACCACCGGCUCCUGAACUACCGGUGUAGGACGAUGGAGCCGGAAUCGGCCACGUCGUUCUACAUUCCUUUCUACGCUGGACUCGCGGUUGGGAAGUACUUGUGGAUCGAUGAUACCGAAAAGCGCGAUUGGCAUUGCAAUAUGAUGCUCAAGUGGGUCCAGAAUCAAACCUACUGGCAGAAAUCCAAAGGAUCAGAUCAUUUCCUCACGAUUGGACGAAUCACUUGGGACUUCCGCCGUUUAGCGGAUGCCGGGAAGAAAUGGGGAUCCGCCCUCCUCAACCUGCCGGAGAUGGAGAACGUCACGCGCUUCACGAUCGAGAAGGCGCCGUGGGACAUCUACGACGUUGGCGUGCCUUACCCCACCGGAUUCCACCCCAGUACAGACUCCCAGCUCCGCCUAUGGCAGCAGUACAUUCUCUCACGCAACCGCACAAGUAUGUUCUCCUUCGUCGGAGCCACACGGGCCGAAGUAAAGGAGGACUUCAGAAACCUCCUCAUCCACUACUGCCGUAACGAGUCUGACGUCACCCGAGUCGUUGAUUGCUCGGUGACUCAGUGCUCCGUCAAUCCUUCCAUUAUCCAGGACGCCUUCCUGAGCUCGGAUUUUUGCUUGCAACCUGCAGGGGACAGCAAGACGCGACGGUCGGUGUUCGACUGUAUGAUCGCGGGUUCAGUUCCAGUGUUCUUCUGGCAGGAGACUGCUUACGAGCAGUACCAGUGGUUCUUACCAGAGGAUCCAGAGAGUUACUCUGUGUUCAUAGACCGCAAUGGGGUGAAGAAUGGGACAGUGUCCAUUAGAGGAAUCCUGGAGAAGUAUAGCAAAGAGAAGAUCAGGAAAAUGAGGGAGAAAGUGGUGGAGACUAUGCCCAAAUUGAUCUAUGCAAGGCCAAAAACCGGACUGAAGCAUGUGAAGGAUGCUUUUGAUGUGGCUGUUGAAGGAGUAAUGAAAAAAAUUAAGGAGGACAAAGAAUGGAAUGAGUUCGUUGAUGAGAUUGAAACAUGAAGAUGAAGAUUCCUGAUUAAGGCUCUGUUUGGUGGCCUUGUUUUUGUUUUCAUAAAAUUCCGCAUAUUUAAUUGGUUUAGUCAAUUACCCUCUAAGUCAGGAGCUCCAAUCUUGAAUGGGAAGAGUGAGUGAUGUAUAUAUUGUACUACUACUUGGUGCAAUUUUUCUCAUGCAUUUGUUUGUCAUAUUUUUCAAUAUGAUCACAUGAGCCAUGCUAUCUUUCUACACUUGAGUUAUGUACUAGUUCUACUUUUUGGUCACACAGACGUAAACAAUUGGGGCUGUAGUCUUGGUUUUAUAGUUUUACACAUUGGUUUGCAAAGAACAUUGGUCUUUUAA